Molecule: messenger RNA, 975 nt
Organism: Phytophthora nicotianae INRA-310
Lineage: Eukaryota; Oomycota; Peronosporomycetes; Peronosporales; Peronosporaceae
Exons: 1
Coding region: 1-975 (324 amino acids)
Source: RefSeq, a predicted model, not a curated record
AUGGGUGUUGCUGCCAGCUCCGAGGGAAACUGGGAUGGCUCCACGAUGCCGUCCCAGAAGGACAAGCUCGCGAUCGUCACCGGCGCCAACUCAGGCAUCGGCUUUGCAGCGGCCAAGGCGUUGGCUGUGCGUGGAGCGCAUGUGAUUCUCGCGUGUCGUAACGAAGGACGGGGACGACGCGCCGAGGAACUGAUCCGUCAAGAACUGGCUAAGCUGCCAACUGACGAUGUUGGCUCGGUGGAGUUCAUGCUGGUGGAUAUCGGAGACCCCGCCAGUGUGCGCGACUUCGCGCGUGCGUUCCACGAGAAGUUCGACCGCCUUGACCUGUUGAUCAACAAUGCCGGCGUGUCCGUGCCUGCCGAACGUUACACACCGGGAGGCCUGGAAGCGCACUUUGCUAUCAAUCACCUGGGGCACUUCUACCUGACGAGCUUAUUGUUAGACUUACUGCGUCAGUCGAAGGAUCAAGCCCGUGUGGUCAACGUCAGCAGCCUCGCGCACUACUUCUCCUGGAUGUUCCUGGACUUCUCGACGCUGGGCCACACGCGCGGCAGUCUUCGCGACUACAUGACGACUAAGAUGGCCAACUUGCUCUUCACCUAUGAACUGCAGCGUCGCCUACAGUCCGCACAGGUGGAGAACGUGGUGGCCGUGGCGGCUCAUCCGGGCUUGGCACACACUGACAUUUGGAACCGCUACUACCGCAGCACAUUCUCAAGCUGGCUGGCCGAGAUAAUCGUGUGGCUCGUGUCUUGGCUUCCCUUCAUGACACCGCAAAUGGGCGUUCUCCCCAUUCUGUACGCUGCGACAAUGAUGAACGUCAAGGGGGGCGAGUAUUAUGGCCCCAAUGGAUUCCUGCACGCGCGAGGUUACCCUGCUCUCGAGGCAGGCGCCGAGUCAAGCCACUCACUGGAAGACGCCAACAAGCUCUGGAAACUCAGCGAAGACACGUUGAACGAGAAAUUCAAACUGUAA